AUGGCAUAUUUGGCAUCAGAAAACUUAGUAGAAAAUGAUAGCGCGUUUCUCAUGUCAUUUCUUGAUGAACCUUUGAUGGAAUAUUGCGACCAUGAGAAAUUAAACAUUUUAAUUCAAUCUCUAGAAGCAGAGCUUGAAUAUCCCAAUAUUAAAGGGGAUUGUAUAUUUGAUGAUGAUAACGUUCAAAAUUUGAACUUUAUUGAUAAUUCGAGUUUGAAUUUCUACCAUUGUGAAGAUAACAUGUACAUUAGAUCCGCCCCCGAAGAUGGUGAAGAUAGCUCAGAGGAACUAGUUGAUGUGGAUGAUUUUAGUUGGAUGGAUACGGAGAUGUCAUCAUUAACUAGUCCUAGUAAUAACAACAUGAUUGAAUUUCAAACUUUUAUAACAUGCAUUCCAAUUGAGGAUGAAGUAUAUGAUUCUCUAUGGCUACAAACUGACUUGUCAAUGGUAGAUAAUAUUAACCAAUAG
This is a messenger RNA of Solanum verrucosum, 468 nucleotides long. RefSeq lists its product as uncharacterized. The record is from RefSeq and is a predicted model, not a curated record. Lineage: Eukaryota; Viridiplantae; Streptophyta; Magnoliopsida; Solanales; Solanaceae. The transcript has a single exon. The coding region runs from base 1 to 468 and encodes 155 amino acids.